Molecule: messenger RNA, 4294 nt
Organism: Polyodon spathula (Mississippi paddlefish)
Lineage: Eukaryota; Metazoa; Chordata; Actinopteri; Acipenseriformes; Polyodontidae
Gene: polrmt
Product: polymerase (RNA) mitochondrial (DNA directed)
Exons: 15
Coding region: 105-2501 (798 amino acids)
Biological process (GO): mitochondrial transcription
Cellular component (GO): mitochondrial DNA-directed RNA polymerase complex
Molecular function (GO): DNA-directed RNA polymerase activity; mitochondrial promoter sequence-specific DNA binding
Source: RefSeq, a predicted model, not a curated record
CUCUGAUGUAAUCUGGUCUGUCUGUCUGUGUGCGUGUGUGUGCGUGUGUGUUGUUUCAGAGGGAGCUGCUGGCUCAGUUGCGCUCACACUGGCACCAGUCUCUAAUGCAAGCCUUCCGCGAGAGCAAGAUGCACCUGGGGAGCAGCGGGCGGAAGAGCUGGAGGAUGAACCUCUACCCGUACCUCUGCCUGCUGGAGGACAAGGAGUACGUGGACAUCAUGCUGCAGGCCAUUACCAACCUGCCCCCCACUGGGGAGUCACUGCUGAUCAUGGCCAAGGAACUGGGGAACAAAAUCUACAACAAAUACUCCAUCCGCAAGAAGACCAAGAGCAGCAUGGUGGACAAGAUCAGCACCAUAUACCAGAGAUAUGCUGAGCUGCUGGCCAGAGACACACAGUUGAAGGAGUUCCUGCCGCGGGAACACUGGGUGCGCCUGGAGGCGGAGAUGAACUCUGGCCCCUCCCUCCUGAGUGAUGACACGCACUGGCCCCACAUCCUGGUGGUGCAGCUGGGGACGCACCUGGUGGAGCUGCUGGUGAGGGAGGUGAAGGUGCACAGCAACGUGCUGAGCCCCGCCCAGGAGACCAAGCUCAUCCCAGUGCUGUACCACAUGUACACCUUCCGCAGCAACCGCCAGGUUGGUUUCAUCAAGCCUCACCCCAUCCUCAGCCAAAUCCUCUCGGAGGCCGCGGAGACCACGCUGACCUUCGACUCUUAUGUGAUGCCCAUGCUGUGCCCGCCCGUGCCCUGGACCUCCCCCAGAUUCGGUGCCUACAUCCUGACCCCCACCAAGCUGAUGCGCUGUGUGGAAGGGGCCAUCCAGCACCAGCUGCUGCUGGAGAAAUGCCAGGGCCAGGACCUCCACGCGGUUCUGGACUCCCUCAACCAGCUGGGAAACUGCGCCUGGAGGAUCAAUCAGCCCGUCCUGGACAUCAUUAUAUCUAUCUUCAACGACAAGGGCAGCGACAAGCUGGACAUCCCUCCCCCGGUCUCCGAGGCUCCCCGGAUUCCCAGCAUGGCUCAGCACGGGGGGGGGCAGGGCUCUCAAGCAGACAAGGCCUCCUUCAAGCGCGAGCUUGCCAAGUGCAGGAAGAAGGGGACGGAGAUGCACAGCCUGCGGAUGGACGCGCUCUACAAGCUGUCCAUCGCCAACCACAUGCGCGACCAGCUGUUCUGGUUCCCCCACAACAUGGACUUCCGCGGCCGCACCUACCCCUGCCCACCCUACUUCAACCAUCUGGGCAGCGACGUCACGCGGGCCGUGCUCCUGUUCGCGGAGGGGAAGCCACUAGGGCCCCACGGCCUGGACUGGAUCAAGAUCCACCUGGUGAACCUGACCGGGCUGAAGAAGAGGGACUCUCUGCGGGAGAGGCUGCAGUACGCCAACCUCAUCAUGGAUGAUAUUCUGGAUUCGGCAGACAAACCUCUUACUGGCAGGAAGUGGUGGAUGAAUGCAGAUGAGCCUUGGCAGGCCCUGGCAUGCUGCAUGGAGAUAGCGAACGCUUCCCGAUCCCCAGACCAUACCGAAUACAUCUCCUAUUUCCCAGUACACCAGGACGGCUCAUGUAACGGGCUUCAGCAUUACGCAGCUCUGGGUCGUGAUGUCAUCGGUGCCACCUCGGUCAACCUGAUGCCUUGCGAGGUGCCCCAGGACGUGUACAGUGGGGUGGCGCAGCAGGUGGAGGAGUUCCGUGCGCGCGAUGCAGAGAAAGGCCUGAAGGUGGCGCAGGUGCUGGAGGGUUUCAUCAACAGGAAGGUGGUGAAGCAGACCGUGAUGACGGUGGUCUACGGGGUGACGCGGUACGGAGGCCGGCUGCAGAUCGAGAAGAGGCUGAAGGAGAUAGAAGAGUUCCCCAAGGAGCACGUCUGGGAUGCCUCCCAUUACCUGGUGCAGCAGGUCUUUACCAGCCUGAAGGAGAUGUUCACAGGAACCAGAGAAAUCCAGGAUUGGCUCACAGAGAGCGCCAGACUGAUUGCCAAAUCUGGCAGUUCUGUGGAGUGGGUGACCCCUCUUGGCCUGCCCAUUGUACAGCCUUAUCACCGCACCAAGAACACUGUUCUGAAAAGCAACAUCCAGUUUCUGAGUUUGCAGAUCAGCCACGAUGCCAGCGAGCGUCCUGACACGGUGAAGCAGAAGAACGCCUUUCCUCCGAAUUUCAUCCACUCCCUUGAUUCCACACACAUGAUGCUGACAGCCUUGUACUGCUACAGUGCUGGGUUAACGUUUGUCUCUGUUCACGACUGUUUUUGGACCCACGCUGUCACUGUGGAUGUGAUGAAUAAGGUCUGCAGAGAGCAGUUUGUGGCCCUGCACAGCCAGCCCAUCCUUCAGGACCUCUCCAACUUCCUGCUGGACAAAUACGGCGCCAGCCAACCGGGAGAUCGUAGGAACAAGAAGUUUUUGGAGUACAGGAAGAUGUUGGAACUGCUGUCCAAAGUUCCCCAGACAGGUGAUUUUGAUCUGCAGAGGGUGAAGGAAUCUACAUAUUUCUUCAGCUGAGCCCCUGCAGACGUCGAGAAUUGCUAAACGCAGACUGAGCCAGCCUGCAGCUGCCCUACCUUGACACCCCCACCCCCAAUAAAAGAAAGGAAAUUGCCUGGUUAUUUAAGUUUGUUUCAACAGAGACUUGCUUUGCAAUGAAAAGAGAACAUAAGCCAUAAAUUGCACCUGGAGUAACCAGGAAGAGGGGGAAACUGGUCUUUUAAACCAGAAAGCGCCGCUUGUCCAGUAAAGGGUGUGGGCUGGGCGCCUGAGUUUGCAGCUUCGGAUUGUGCAAGCAGGCUUGCGAUGAAAUCUCAAACCUUCGAUUCUGUCGAUAAAGACAUACUGCCUGCAGUGUGAAAGUUUACUGGAUAAAGAACUGACACCAGCGUGUUUUCUGUGAUGCCAAAAAAACAAAGCGAAUAAUUACUGGUACAUCUGCAAGGGACGGAGAAAACACACACACCCAGAGCUCUAUAUUAAAACUGUGGGCAUCCUUCUGAUUCUCGCUGUGAUGCUUCUCAUCGUUAAUGGGAAAGCUUCCUUAUUUUGAUUUGACUUGCGCCAUUCCCUUAUAUUUGCUUUGUCUUUUUUACAAUUAUCACCUCCAGUUUCAAGUACUGAAUAAGUCAAUAAAAAAAAAAAAAAAAAAAAAAUGUAAAUUGAGAUAAACACAUUUUAAGUUUUUGAGCUGCUGUGAUUGUGAAAAGAGUUGAUACUGCUUUAAGAUGCAACGACCCGUUCCUGUUCCCUACUGCAUAAGACACUUGGAAGACUUUGUAAAGGAACUGCACCUUGCUUUCGUUGAUCGUGGUUUAGACUGUCUUCAGACAAGGUUGUUUUGGUUAAUCCUGAUAUACGAGACCGUCAUUUCAUCAGGGCUGUUUUAUUGAGGGUACUUUCAUUUGUAUGUUGGUCGUUUUUGUAUCUUUUUCUGUGUAUAAUAAUUAUCCUGUGACUUGAGCCAGCUGGGUUCGCCACAGCUUGCCUAGGGGACAGUCACAUAGACAUGUUUUCAAUAAAUAAAUAAAUGACAUAACUAAUGAAACAAUAAUACAAAGGAGUUUGACUGGUAACUACACCUUGCUAUUGAUUAGCAGUCUGAUCACCAAGGACAGGCCUGGAAGGCUGUGUUCGUGUUUCUUGGAGAAUUUUUCAGACAUUGUGAUUCACGUAUUUGAUUUGUUAGAAUAACUAGUCAAUGGCUGUCACAGCGGAGCUGUACAUCUCCAGAAGAAAAACAUGAACUGUUAUUUUUAGGCUAGUAAUCGCUGUAGGUGGAAAAUGUUACAUAUGCUGUAAGUUGUUUAUAUUGAAAUAAUUAGGGAAUGGAUGACUCAUAACGGUUUACUGUAUUUUAACCAGGCUCGUAUAUCUUCUUCAUGGGUGACAAGUGACGUUUUCUUUAAAUAAAAAAUAAAUAAAUAAUAAAACUAGAAGGGUGUUUAUACAGCAGAUCCUGUCAACAUGCGUUUGCUGGAUUGGGAGAGGGGGGGGCCCUUCUCAAAGGACUUGUCCCAGGCCUCAGUAUUCUUGGCUGCGGCUCUGCCAGGAAUGGAUCAAACAGCAAUUACAUGCAUUAACUGGCUGGCUUUUGAGUGCAGAUGGAGAAGGAAUACGAUGGAACAUCAUUUACACCUUAUUACCUGUAGACAACAAUCAUGUUUUGAGGAAAUACACUCUGGGUUGAAACUACAAUGCUGGAACGUGCAAUCAUACAGUAUGGUUCCAAUGAUGCACAACACUGCAUAGCAUUGAUCCACUAUACAAAAUAUACUAUAUUAUAUAUACCAGAUCCCUAAGCAAACAGC